AUGGGUGACAUUUUGCCGCACCAGCUUGCCAAUGGCGUCCGCCGCGAGGAAACAUCCAUUCACUCUCUGCACUUGACGCCAUUCGAUGACCUGCCGAACAGGAAGCAAGUAUGGCCAAAUGAGCCUAACAGCAGGGAAGAAGGCCUCGGUCGCCUGGUCUUGCUUACUCCCGACGUCGUUGCGUUCGCUGGAGCGAGCUGCAUACGCUCUGGCCAGAGAGUCAGUCUCGGCUGGGAGCUGAACAAGCUGGAAAUCGCCAACUUUGGCCGAUCGCCUUGCAAACAUGAGAUAGUGGGCUUGUUAGAUGGCGCUGCCUUUGACGACAUCUACACUUUCAACCCACAACAAAGUAGUCAGUGGGAUGGACUCCGGCACUUCUCACAACCAAGACCAACUGAGGAUGAUCCCGAGAGGCGACUAUUCUACGGAGGUGUCACCAAGCAGGAGAUUAUGGAUCCCACAAAUCACCGAAUCGGCAUACAGUAUUGGGCUAAGGAGGGCAUUUGCGGCCGCGGCGUGCUGCUAGACUACGUGGCGUAUGCCGAGAAAAGGGGCAUCAAAUACUCGACGUUCAGCGACCACUCGAUUCCUCUCAGCGUACUUGUUGAGAUCGCUCAAGAAGAGGGUCUCACCUUCAGAAGAGGCGAUAUCCUUUUCGUGCGCGUAGGCGUCACCAAGGAAUGGGAUACGCAGAUGACGACUGACGAGAAAGCCGAGUACGCGAUGACGAAGAAACCUCAACACGCCGGCGUGGAAGGCACAGAAGAAAUGCUCCGCUGGCUAUGGAACACCGGGUUCGCAGCGGUUGCCAGCGACGCCAUCUCCUUCGAAGUCUAUCCUCCCAAGAAAAGCUAUUCUCGUGGUGAAGGCGAGGCAGAAGUUGACAGUGUCUUCAUGCACGAAUAUCUCCUCGCCGGCUGGGGAAUGCCAGUUGGUGAGCUGUUCGACCUCGAGGCCUUGAGCGACAUGUGCGCCAGAGAACAGAGAUGGGACUUCUUUGUCGCGAGUGCGCCGUUCAAUAUGCCGGGCGGGGUAUCGAGUCCACCAAAUUGUAUCGCCAUCUUCUGA
Molecule: messenger RNA, 1068 nt
Organism: Cladophialophora carrionii CBS 160.54
Lineage: Eukaryota; Fungi; Ascomycota; Eurotiomycetes; Chaetothyriales; Herpotrichiellaceae
Exons: 1
Coding region: 1-1068 (355 amino acids)
Molecular function (GO): arylformamidase activity
Source: RefSeq, a predicted model, not a curated record